This is a messenger RNA of Strongylocentrotus purpuratus (purple sea urchin), 953 nucleotides long. RefSeq lists its product as uncharacterized. Lineage: Eukaryota; Metazoa; Echinodermata; Echinoidea; Camarodonta; Strongylocentrotidae. The transcript is spliced from 3 exons. Bases 429 to 884 code for a protein of 151 amino acids. The record is from RefSeq and is a predicted model, not a curated record.
CCAGCAGAAGGGGGAUUUGCGUUUACCAAGUGAACAUCUAUAGCAUCGUUCUCUAGGUGGCGUUUCGCACUUUUAUUUCGGAAAGGGAAUUACAAUACAACAAUGUUUUGACGAAGAGUCUUCCCAACGCUUCUAUCAUCCACUUAGCGGUUCUUAGGCAUCAGCGAAACAUUCUCUCGCAUCAGCAGAAACGUCGGAAGCUCCUCAAGCUUGUUCCUCUUUUCGUUGUUUCUUCCUCUUGCACGGCGUAUAGAUACCAGGGGAGGACACUUUUGCUGCCACGUCGCUUUUUGGUGCUGGUUUUUUAUUUUUAUUUUUUUAAUUCACGAGAUGAACUAAUCGGUGUCUUGAUUAUUGAGGUGACGUCAUAAAGGCCUGGAUGAGAGUUGGUCUCUAACGAACUACCGCUACUUCCAAACACAUUCAGAAUGAUGGUAGAAUGGGGCAAGGUGUCGAUACGGUCGUCUUCCAACAACAAGUUGCUCGGGGUUGCUGUGGCGGUGUUGCUGCUGUGUGUCUGUGUGGCAGCGGGACAGAGCUGGCAUUGUGGUAGGGCAGCGCAGACCAUCAUGGGCAUGUGUAACAGCUGCUACGCCUCACACGACAAAAGAAGUAUUUCGAAACCCUCUUAUACACCAGCAAAGCCUUUCCUACACAAACGAAAUGCAGUGCACUUUCUCAGAACGACAAAACGAGAAAUUGAAAGUCGGCCCUCUAUGGGUGACACGGCGAUUGAGGUGGCGGUGGAGCGGAGGUCAACGGGUAACCGCGGUUUUAUCCACGAGUGCUGCAACAAGUUCUGCGAUCCGGGGGAAAUGGUGUUGUACUGCUGCGAGAAACGGCAAAUAGAAUGGGCGCAAUUUCACAACCUGUUAAAAGCAUAGCACGUGUUAUAUGUAGUAAACAACAACAGCAGCAGCAACAUAAUCACCAUCACCAUCAACAACAACAAC